Messenger RNA from Alosa sapidissima (American shad), 5283 nucleotides. It is a transcript of the gene cdk5r1b, whose product is annotated as cyclin-dependent kinase 5, regulatory subunit 1b (p35). Bases 646 to 1548 code for a protein of 300 amino acids. Gene Ontology annotation, molecular function: cyclin-dependent protein serine/threonine kinase activator activity; protein kinase binding. Gene Ontology annotation, biological process: positive regulation of cyclin-dependent protein serine/threonine kinase activity; brain development; activation of protein kinase activity. NCBI's taxonomy places the organism in Eukaryota, Metazoa, Chordata, Actinopteri, Clupeiformes, Clupeidae. The record is from RefSeq and is a predicted model, not a curated record. Gene Ontology annotation, cellular component: cytoplasm; protein kinase 5 complex. The transcript has 2 exons.
CUUGUGAAUGUGCACAACAACCACCCAAAUCCGCGUCUGCCCUGGCGAGGACCAAUAGCGCAGCUUCACAGCUCUCAGCAUCCCCAUCCUACAGAGAGCUCGACAUCACCACAGUGCAGGAGAGCCAGCGGAGAGCUCUGUCAAGGCGUGGGGAUACUCGUCUGAUUAAAGGCUUUUCAUCGGAAUUUUAAUCACGUUUCUGUCAUUGAGGACAUUCCUUGAGAUGACCGGUUUUGUUUCACCUUGAUGUGCUUCAUUUCACAAGGAAAAAGCAAUUCAGACGCAGACAUUGUGUGUCUUGUAUUCGUCUAUAAAAGCGUUGAGGAAAAAAACAACUGCUGAUCCUACUGAGGUUAAACAGUGGACGAGCAAGCAGGACAGAGAAACAAGAGAGACAGAGAGCGAGAGAGUGUUGCUGCAUCCACUAGUGAGGCAAGCCUGCUCCACCAUAACAAAGCCACCCCUCUGGAGCUCCAAACUCCUCCCCGACGUGGAUGCCUAAGAUAAAUUCCGUCUGGUAGCCCGGGGCUUCCGCGCUCUGAAGAAGUGAGGUCAAGACCCUCACUUUCCAAUCCCAGGCUAUCCUCUGCUGUCGACUUCAUCGCCUCCUGAGAGAGCCCAGAGGCCCACGACCCCACUGGCACCAUGGGAACCGUGCUGUCGCUCUCGCCCAGCUACCGCAAGGCGGCGCUCUUUGAGGAUGGCCCGGCCACGGUGGGCCACUACACGGCCGUGCAGAACAGCAAGAACGCCAAAGACAAGAACCUGAAGCGCAACUCGCUCAUCAACGUGCUGCCAUGGAAACGCAUCGUGGCCGUCUCGGCCAAGAAGAAGGGCUCCAAGAAGGUGCAGCCCAACGCCGCCUACCAGAACAAUGUCACGCACCUCAACAACGAGAACCUGAAGAAGUCGCAGUCAUGUGCCAACCUCUCCACCUUUGCCCAGGACCAGGGUAGCCCCACCAAGAACGCCAAUAAUGCCGUGUCGUCGGUAAAGAAGGCGCCGCUGUCUAACUCUAACGCGGCGUCCGGCACGCCUAAGCGGGUGAUCGUGCAGGCCUCCACCAGCGAACUCCUCCGCUGCCUGGGAGAGUUCCUGUGCCGGCGGUGCUACCGGCUCAAACACCUGUCCCCUACUGACCCGGUCCUGUGGCUGCGCAGCGUUGACCGCUCCCUGCUCCUCCAGGGGUGGCAGGACCAGGGCUUUAUCACGCCCGCCAACGUGGUGUUCGUUUACAUGCUGUGCCGCGAUGUGGUCUCCUCGGAGGUGGCCACCGAGCACGAGCUCCAGGCCGUGCUCCUCACCUGCCUCUACCUGUCCUACUCGUACAUGGGCAACGAGAUCUCAUACCCGCUCAAGCCCUUCCUGGUGGAGAGCUCCAAGGAGACCUUCUGGGACCGCUGCCUGUCCAUCAUCAACCUGAUGAGUGCCAAGAUGCUGCAGAUCAACUCCGACCCACACUACUUCACGCAGGUGUUCGCCGAUCUCAAGAACGAGAGCCAGAAGGAGGAGGAGAGGAGUCGCCUGCUCAUCGGGCUGGACCGGUGAGGGAGGGCGCUACCCAGGGGCUGACCAAGGGGCAGUGAGUGGAGCAUAGCUGUCUGGUGUUUGUUCAGUAAGGAAGGGGGCGGAGGUGGAGGGAUCCAAAGGGCUUCUCAGAAGUACGUCGGUGUAGGGUGGGUGGAUGAGAAUUAUACUGGCUGAUGUUUCAGAAGAAACCAUUUUCAGAGAUAUGUGUAAAAAUAGAACUACUAAGUAAGUUUGACUACUCAUAGGCCUACUAGAAAUUUGAUUAUAGCUGUAGAUUUGUACUGUAUGUGAAGGAAGAAAUCAAAAGUUGCACUGAUAGGUUUUCCAAAUCUUUCCAGAAAGCUCACUUUAAAUCACAGUUUAAUUCAAUAUUAGAAAAGAUAUCUGAAUGCCAUCUGAACUGGGGAAAGACAGGAUUUGGAAUUGCACCUGAACAAACACCAGACACUUAUGUAUCCAUUAUUAUGAACAAACACUGGAAACAAAAAAAGACACUGACAAAAAAGCAAGAGACCACCAUCACCAAAAAAAGACGACUACCAACAAACAAACAUCGCAAGAAAAACUUAAACGAAACAACUAAAAAGAAACAAAAACAGACACUAGAAAUGGGGAAAACAAAAUCUACAGCAAUGAAUGUGGUAGGGUGGCGGCUGCUGUCUUACCAGCCACCUGCUGACUAUGGGAGAUGUGCACUGCCUGGUGUGGGAGACUCUUUUAAAGCGAACAGCCCCUUCCCUGGCCUUUCAAGGGCCACUGGACAAAGCUGCAAUCCAGGGUCCUAAGGACACCUCAGCCGAACCUGUCCUGCGUAAUGCUGGCCACGCACACACACACACACACACAUCGCUUCACUGCAAUGUGUGUCUGUGUGUGUAUCUAUCUGACUGAGUCUGUAGCUUGGAGAUGGCUACUUGUGUAGAUAUCACCUGUAUCUGUAACGGAUGAGAAAUGAAUGGAACUGUAUGCAGUGUCUGAGGAAUGAUCAGCUGAUGGACUCUGGCAGGAGAUUGGUUUCCUAGCGGGCACACGCAGUGUGUUGAGAAAGACCUACUUUAUUUUUAUCUGCAGGGGGAAAGGGGAAAAAAAGGAAAAGAAAUGUUUGGUCUCUGUCAGGAUCACAUUUGAUGGAGAGUUGCCAACUGAUUUGCUUAGAGGAAAACAAACAAAAAAUAGUUUCUUUUUUUUUUUACUUAGAAAUGUAACCAAAUGCACGUGUGCCAUGCAUUUUUAUGGUGUUUUUGGAGGGACGACAUUUCUUUACUUAUUCUCUUAUCCUUGAAUUUGUAAUCCAACUGCAUCUGCGUCUAGAGAAUGCUAUGAACAACAAAAAAAAAAUAGCAGAAUUAGUUUAUUUAGCUAUGCUUGCUAAAACGAGCUACUGUUUUUCAUGGGAUUUUCCAUUCUUUUUGUAGUGUUGUGUCUUCUCCUAGGAGUCCACACUGUAACAGGCGUUCAAUGUUUAAAUUGGGAACGUGUGCCAAACCUUUGAUGAACAUCUUGUUGGUCUUAUGAGCACACCAAAGGCUGUGAUUGCUGAAAGGGAUGAAUCAUUAUUAUUAAUAAUGAAUAUUUAUUGAAACUUAAUUUAUUGCUAUUUAUUUAUUUAUUCUCUUGACACAUGGAUGGGAUUAUUGUAAAAAAGACAAACAGAAGUGAUGAUAUUCUAAUCUACAACCUUGUUGGAAAUGAUUGAGGUUGCUCUCUGUACUAUACCUGGUGGGAUUAUCUUUGGUGCGGAAUGAAGAUUCUGGUUGAUGGUGAAAUGAGUUGCAAGGAUUUAGCGGAGGAUAUUAGAUCUGCGAGCUUAGACCGAGACCAAUGUCAAAUCUGAACAGCGCCAGAGUCACAUGCAGGGCAGAAAAUAAAUCACAAUAGUCGUUAAAGCCCGGACUCAAUAAGGAUAAAAAAAGAAAGUCUAAACUGCACAACACAGAUCUUUAUUAAUAAGGUCACAGCAUUAGGACAGUUUCGGACAUGUUCAACAUAUCAGUGACAAGGCGAAAGCAAUUACCCAAAGACUGUGUCUCUCUAUCAAUGUCAGUCAGUCAGUCAGAUAUGGGGAAAACAAAGAUAGCAGAUGCAAUAUUAAUCACUAUGCCCGAAAGAGAAGACAAAUAUUGGAGAUGACAGGGUCUUCAGCCAUAAUGUGCUUUUGGGGGAGGGAGAUGAGAUGAGAUGAAGCUGGAGUGAGUUUCAGGGGCAGUCUUGCUGAAGCCUGUAGAGAUAAGCAGAGAUAUUUUUAAAUCGGACCCGACUUGUUUCUGGCAAAUGAAAAAUGUGUGAUCUGAGUCAAGUCGAAUGUUAGGUGGGUCAGGAUACAAGUGAUCCAGGAUGAAGUUGUUGGGUGACGGUGCCAGAUCUUAGUGCUGUUCUCUGGGCUAGAGUGGUGAAAUGGCAGACCAGGCUGGAAAUAAUUUUUCCAACGGUUGUGCUUAUGGCAUAGUUAUCUGGAAAAAAAAAGAAUUGCUUUCUUUUUGAUUUUUCAAAAAAAAAAAGAAAAGAGCACACUGGAUUUUACUGUCAGGAACAUCUUAAAGAAAAUAAAAUAAAAAACAACAUAUAAAGCAAAUUGAUUUAGUUGCCCGCUUUCUUCUUCUACCAUCUCAGCAGAGGUCAGUUAGCGCAUGCUUUCUUUCUGUAGUCGUGUGUCUCAGUUUUCUUUCUAGAGAUAAAAACAAACAAAGUCUUAUAAGCAGACAUUAUCAUUUAGUCACUUCCUUUUUUCUCUCUUUCCUCUGUAUGCUGUCUCCAUCCUGACAAAAGGCUUCUUUAGCAAACAAUGACAGAUGUCCCUGGAUACUGGUAUAGAGAAAUGGAUGAUGUCUUGUAUGGGUUACUUUUAUUUAGCUGAAAGGAGGAUAGGAAGGCUGAAUGUGUUUGUAAUGGUGGUGGUGAUAGCGGGGUAGAGGACAAGAGGUAGGCAUCACGCCCAUGUUUCAAUGACGUGCCAUGACGGGGUUACGAGGGUAGGGUCUUACUUGAUUAAUGUUUUUAUUACAUUUUGGGGAUUCAGCAGGGAGCUUUGCUGAAUGGAGAACAUAAUGGAGAUUUUCGGGGGGUGAUUUGGGGUGGGAGGUGGGGUACUGUUAAGAUGGAGAGGGUAGGAGCUGGGGAAGGUGGACUCUGGCUGCUGAAGGUUGGGGAGUCAGCCAUCUCCUUUGCCACUUGCAAAAACGAUCGGCUGUCCCCUUGACUCACAAUAAUGUGCCAUUUUUUCACUUGCAUCACUGAGUAGUUUAAUGACUUCUAUGAAAAUAAAAAAGAAACUUUGAAAAAAAAAGACAAAAAAGAGAGAAUAGAUAACAAGAGAACAAUUCUGUCAAGAUUCAUCUUUUCUGUAUCUUGUUGCAUACUUAUUUGUAGAUGAUGACAAAAAAUGAAAAGAAACAGUGUUAUGAAAAGAUCUUACAAUGGGAGAAACUCUCCACGAUUGCAUGUGUGUGUGAGUGAAGUUUUCUUUUGUGUAAAAGAUAGAGCAGUGUGUGUGUGUGUGUGUGUGUGUGCAUUAUUUUUUUCUUAUUUGAUAAAUUAAGAGAGGGAGAGUCUCUCUCAAUUGAAGAAAUCUGAACAGUAUUGGGCUAGAUUUGGAUUGGAGGUUGGGAGGGGUGCCAAGCUGUUACAAUUUACAACUGUUCUUUCAAAAAAAGACAAAAAAGCUGUUGCUGUAAUUGAAAUUUUCAGUUAAUUUCUGCUUAUUUUUAUUUAUUUUUGUACUGUGAUGGAAAUAAAAUGCACUGAUCAUUCAAAGUU